Messenger RNA from Corythoichthys intestinalis (scribbled pipefish), 4615 nucleotides. RefSeq names its product neuronal acetylcholine receptor subunit beta-2-like. Bases 1462 to 2946 code for a protein of 494 amino acids. The transcript has 6 exons. Gene Ontology annotation, biological process: monoatomic ion transmembrane transport; nervous system process; chemical synaptic transmission. Gene Ontology annotation, cellular component: synapse; neuron projection; plasma membrane. Gene Ontology annotation, molecular function: transmembrane signaling receptor activity; acetylcholine-gated monoatomic cation-selective channel activity. The record is from RefSeq and is a predicted model, not a curated record. NCBI's taxonomy places the organism in Eukaryota, Metazoa, Chordata, Actinopteri, Syngnathiformes, Syngnathidae.
UCACACCCCUCCCAAAAGACCGAUCAGACCUCUGACCCACCAGCUAGCUGCCUCGCCAUGACAUAAACGUACAAAAAAAACAAAAAAAACCCAAGGAAAACUAAAGUGAAGGCCGUCUUGCUUGCUUCAGCUAUAGUAGCAUACUGCUGACACCCCCCUUUCCCUUCUACUUAGGGUUGCCAACCAACAGUCCCGGAUUGCUUCUACUUGCUCUACUUCUACUGUAGCUUGUCAUUUACCAGAAUUUAGGUGGUACCAGCAACUCUGGAUUAAAAAAAAAUUUUUUUUUAAAACAGCUCUCACAUUUCUUGGUUUCUGAGGUUUCCUGCUUUUUUUUGAUGAUUUAACAUUGUGCACAAACUGCUUCUUUCGUCUACAAUCAAUCAAAUGUUAUGCUGGCCACGGCUAAUGUUUGUGAUGAUGGCUUUUGACUUACUGCGUUCUCUUUCACCCAUUGUCAGAAUUAAAUUUUUUUAUGUUGGUUACAGCUCUAAAUGUGCCCUCUCAGUACAACGUAGUCAUAAUUAUACCUUAUACAUCACUUAUAAUGGUUGCACUGAUGAAUUGUCCUUGUUCUGGAUGUUUCUGACAUCUAAUCCCUGAACAGUGCUGAGGUACAUUACCUCACUGUGGUCUAUAAUAGCUCAUUCACUUAUUUAUAAAAUUAUUUUUAGGUUUUCGGGCCAUGUGAGACCUAUAUGGGAUUUUACGCUUCUUGUACCAGACAUAAUGCUAGAGCUCUCUCACCAGAACCAACCUCUGAGGCAAGGUCCGCUUGAAACCAGCUAAAUGUUCUUCCUGCCCUUAAGGCCUACAUAAGCCACUGUUUUUGUUUUGUUUUAACCAUUUUCAUUAAUAAUCAUAAAUUAUUUUGUUUAUGUUGUUUGUAUUUUUCAUUGAUUCUUCUUUCACUGAAGAUCAUAAGGUUGAUUUUAAACGUCCAUUCCUAUUUUUUGUUUUGUUUUGUUUGUUCCUUAUCCCAGAUGUCGUCUGUCCAUUAACACCGUGGUGUCGUUCAAGUCACGCCCGGCUGGGGAGCCCACUGGGCGGGCUGCAGAGCCAUGUAAAGACCGGGGAGCCUGAAUCUUUUAUCGCGGGAAUGACCACUCUGCAGAUAGCACGAUUGCGACACUGCUGCUUGCUCCUGCAUGGCCGCACAUUUCUCCACUCAUCUCCCCGUUUGCAUCUGCCAAGAGCACGUUAAAGAAGCGGGGACAUUGUGCUUCUUUUUAGCCGGGUGCCGCUGCGCACUAUCGGUGCGCUCCUGCAGAUUGACUGCGCCCAAGUAGCGGUCAAUGGAGUUCUUCAUGCCUAUCCUCGGAUAGACACUUUCCCACAGUGGGAUCCAACGCUCAGACGCCCCUUUGUUAUCCAUUAUUGUGUCGGUCCAAAUCUCAGUGGAAGAAAAGCAUAAAAAGAGCGUCAUCUGCAAGUUUACGCGCGCCAGGCAGCUUCUGGACGAUGGCGGUCCCGGUGAGAGCAGCGCUGCUUCUCCUGGUUGUCACCGUAUCACAAACUGCCUUGUGUGCAGAGGUGGAGGAGCGUCUGGUGGGUCACCUGUUGUCGGCAGACCGCUACAACAAACUGAUCAGGCCGGCUGUCAACAACAGUCAACAAGUCACCAUUUUCAUCCAAGUGUCGCUCGCACAGCUCAUCAACGUGAAUGAGAGAGAACAAAUAAUGACCACCAACUGUUGGCUCACUCAGGUUUGGAACGACUAUAGAUUAAUGUGGGACCCUGAUGAAUAUGAGGGCAUCAAGAAAAUCCGCCUGCCGACACAACACAUUUGGCUGCCAGACAUCGUCCUGUACAACAAUGCUGACGGCACCUAUGAAGUCUCCUUCUACUCCAACGCGGUGGUCUCCAACAAUGGCGAGGUGGCCUGGCUCCCUCCCGCCAUCUACAAGUCGGCUUGCAAGAUCGAGGUCCGCGACUUUCCCUUCGACCAGCAGAACUGCACCCUAAAGUUUCGCUCGUGGACGUACGACCACACCGAGAUUGACCUCAUCCUCCUGAGUGACUUUGCCAGCCGCGAUGAUUUCAAACCCAGUGGAGAAUGGGACAUUGUAUCGCUCCCGGGCCGCAAGAAUGAAGACCCCGAUGACAUCAGGUACCUGGAUAUCACUUAUGACUUUAUCAUUAAGCGAAAACCUCUGUUCUACACCAUCAACCUGAUCAUCCCUUGUAUCCUAAUCACAUCUUUGGCCAUCCUGGUCUUCUACCUGCCAUCAGACUGUGGUGAGAAGAUGACGCUUUGCAUCUCUGUGCUUCUGGCCCUCACUGUGUUUUUACUCCUUAUCUCAAAGAUUGUGCCACCCACAUCUUUAGCAGUGCCUCUGAUCGGGAAGUACCUGAUGUUUACCAUGGUGCUUGUCACCUUUUCCAUCGUUACCAGUGUAUGUGUACUCAAUGUGCACCAUCGCUCCCCUAGUACGCACACCAUGCCUCCUUGGGUCAAACGCAUCUUCAUGUACCAACUUCCUUCCUACCUUUUCAUGAGGAGACCCGGCAGAUCCAACAUACGCGAGAGAUUCCGGAAAAAACACCAACAGCAAUCGUGCUCAGAGAAGAAAGCGGGGCCGGGUUCUUUAGGACUGGCCGACUCCUCGUCAUCUUUCUACGUCAACGAGGAGUCGGCUAAACGGUACGGCUGGACGUUCAGCGACUUUGCUGACAACACAGAGUUCAGGAAGAGGACGACAUUGAAAAGCAGCAUUGAUGUUGAGGACGCUGUGGAUGGAGUGCGCUAUAUUGCGGACAAGAUGAAGAGCGAAGAUGACGAUGAAGGGAUCAUAGAGGAUUGGAAGUACGUCGCAAUGGUGAUCGACCGACUAUUCCUGUGGAUCUUUGUAUGUGUGUGUGUGGUGGGAACUGUGGGCCUCUUCAUGCAGCCUCUGUUCCAGAGUUAUAACACACCCAUAGUUGAAGAUAUGGAGCAGAACUAAAAGAUGACACCUGAACUUGUGCUCCCAAUGUGAGCCCAUAAAUGAAGAACAAGAAAUCAACAUUGACUCUUUUCCCCUCUUUUAGCGUGAGCCCAAUCUUUUUCACUCAUCAUCUUCCUAUAUGUCCUCUUCACCUGACACUGAGAUGCACUUUAACCUUCUUCCUACAGUACUUGUCCUCCUCCUGACCAGCUUUUUUCAUCAUCCACGUCAAGCAAAAAAGCAGAGAUGAUUGAAUUUUGAAUGGGAAAAAAAUGCCGGUUUUGUUGCUCUCAUUUCAUCAAAGGGUGAAAAUAGUGAAACACACUAACACGAGUUACUGAAGAGGUGUGGGACCUUGUGGGUCUAAAUACAUCUUCUUUCUAUGACCUCCUGAUUUCAAUCUUAAUGGUAUCAAGCUAUUUGUCCUAGUUCACACUAAAGGUUUCUGAUGGAGUUUAGAUCAAGUUCUUCUGCACCAGACUCAUUCAAGCAUCCAUUUAUGGACCUUGUUUUGUGCACUAGUGCACAGUCAAAGUCACGCUGGGACAAAAUAAAAACCAGCAAUGUCCAGAAAAUCAUUUUAAGAUGAAUAAUUAAAACAUUCUAGGAAUAUUGUAAAUAUAUAACCUAAAAAAUGUUUCCAUAUAUUGUAAUAUAUUGUUGACCCUCUUGGCGUGUCAACAGAUCUGUUACUUGAGAUAAACACAAAUUCUAAACGUUAUGGGAGUUCAUCCAUGCAUUGUGGAUGUGUAAAAAGCAAUGUUCCCCCAAAAUGAUAUUGCUGGGUAAUGGCUUCACCUAAAUUAAAACACUACAUCUCAAUGGCCCUUUUCAAGCACAGCACCAAUAAGCCUGGUUAUUUUAUUUUAUAAUACUUCCAGCAGUAAUUGUUCUGCAAAUGUAAAUUAGAAGGCAAAUGCAAUCCCAUCCGUUUUACUUUAACCCGUGCGUUGGAUAUCACAUAAUAUUCCAAGGUAGCAUGCUAAUGACAUGUAAAUGUUCCCAAACCUCACUCAUGAUGACCUUUGUUCUGGUUUAACUCCUUGCUGGGACUCCUUUCUACUCUCCUGACGCCACAUGCAUGAUGCAUAAACCCGUUUUGCUUUCCCACGAGCCCAAAGACAAAAAACAAAACAAAUGAAUUAGUAUGGAUAUACAUUGUGCUAAAAGGAACGAAAUAUGAUGUAGAUAAACUGAAGAAGAUCUCCUCCAUGUGUUCUUUCCUAGAGGCACACAUGCAGUAUUAUUACUGAGAAAAGCAAACAUAGGAGGUUUGUGUGACACCCUUACAUACAGUUCUGUUGGUUUAUUAGCUUCUUGCUGCGUCAUAUAAAAAGUUCUAACUCCAGAGUAAUGUUAUGUUAAUGAUCACCAAAAAACAACAGCAAUAACAUUAUCAAGUAUUUUAUACAGGGAAGAACGUAAUAGCCAAACAGCCUUGCCUCUCUUGCUUUUCCUGUCUAAAAUUUACAUGUCCAAAUACUUGUAGUUACUGUCAUCGAUCACUGAGGCCAACACAAGUAAGGAAAAAAAGUGUUCUCCAUCUUUUGUUUUGUCUUGAAUCCAAUUGUUUGUAUUGUGGAUGGAUGUAAGGAAACAUGAGUUGAUGUCAGUUAACUGGAUCAAUAAAAUAGAGUGAAAGCAACACGCUGAUCUGAUGAAACAUUAAUUGUGUAGACACUUUGGG